AUGGGUGAGGAAGGCCAGGCCCAGGAAUUCUUGCUCCUUGCUGCCCAAGAAACAUCUUCACUUUCAGGAUACACUUUGCAUGUGACUGAUGUGAGUGCCAGCUAUUUAGUGAAGUUGCCAGGCAUGCUGGAUCCAAGUCCACUGUUCAGUGAACAGCCUUUGGCCAAGAGGAGUGAGAUGUAUGACUGGCAUUCCAAUUGCAAUACGUAUUUUGCACUCAUGGGGAUACUCCAUUUUCAUGGCCUCUACAGAGAGGAGCAUCAGGAUUUUAAGGAGGAGCAAAUGCAUCUAAAGAAGUUUCUGGAAAGCAGAAACCAUAGAAAGGAGAAGAGAAAAGAGCAGCAGCAACAACAACAAAAAAUAGUGUUGGCCUGUGGAGAAAACUUCUUCAGUGACUGA
Oryctolagus cuniculus (rabbit) is the source of this 399-nucleotide messenger RNA. NCBI's taxonomy places the organism in Eukaryota, Metazoa, Chordata, Mammalia, Lagomorpha, Leporidae. The record is from RefSeq and is a predicted model, not a curated record.